This is a messenger RNA of Babesia ovata, 924 nucleotides long. RefSeq lists its product as uncharacterized. The transcript has a single exon. The record is from RefSeq and is a predicted model, not a curated record. Lineage: Eukaryota; Apicomplexa; Aconoidasida; Piroplasmida; Babesiidae. Gene Ontology annotation, molecular function: metal ion binding. Bases 1 to 924 code for a protein of 307 amino acids.
AUGGAGGAUAACAACAACUCCAUUCCGGCCGACACCUGCUCAGACCUCAUCACCCGAGCAUUUGUCGCAAACAAAAUGUCUCCUUACGCCCGUGUGUCGAGCCAUUACUGCUACCCAAAGACGCAGAGUAUGUUCGAUAACCCGACCGACCCCAACGAUGAGUCUGCCUCCAUGACAAACAGUGCGAGGUCCGCCUUCUCAAGCAUGGACUCGGUGGCGACCACACAUAUCGACAAUGGAUUCAGCUUCAUAUGGCCGGAAUCCGAUGAGGUCACCACGCCGCGUCAGCUCGCGCUCUCGUCACAAACGGAGGACCAGGACGCUAGGCUCCUUAAGGUUAUCAAAACACUGUUUACGCAAGGCAUAGUCGACGUAUUCCGCAAAUACAUCGACGAGUUGGUCAAGAAGGAUAUUAAAACUAUGAUUGUACAAAAGGACACAGAGAAAAUUCACCUCGACGUUGAUUCGUUACGCACGCGCAUCUUCGCCGUGCUUAGGAAGUGCCUCACAAACAACACGGAAGUGAACGUCGUUCACAUAUUCGAGGCGAUUAGGGAAAAAUACACCACCACCCUUACGGAUGAUAUUCCCAGCUUUGGAUCCAUUACCCACUCCAAUGGAUAUUGCAAGCCAUGCGUGUUCGCAAAUAAGGCGAUCAACUCAUGCAAAAACGGCGCAGAUUGUAACUUCUGUCAUUUCAAACACAGGAUCACUCGCAGAAAAAACGCAGCCCGCGAGGCUCAGGAAAUUGCAAAAUUAGGGAAAGACCCCUUGAACAAAAAGCACAGCUGGGCUUGUAUAACACCAUCGAAAUUGCAGGGAUACCUACCAAACGCACUGCCGGGUAACAAAUCCAACAGACAAUCAACUCAAGUCGUAGACAACAUGGACGUAUUCAGCUUAACAGGUAAGCAGACGUCUUGA